AAUUUCGAAGGUGUGAAAAAUUUUAUUGAAAAUUAAUUAAUUAAUUAAAAUAGAAAGAGAAAUAAAGUAGAACUGCAGGAUAUGAAAGAGGCAAGCAGACUUUUUGUACCGUUUAGUAGACUGAUCAUGGUUAUGGGAUUAUAAAUUCGCUAUAACACAACAAUAAAAAUUCGGUAAAUAUUUGAUCAAAAGUUCAAAUAGAUACUUGAAGAGCAGAUAUUUAAUCUCAUCUUCAGAGUUCAGACAAUUCCCUCACACCGCUGAAUAAAUCGGGUUCUUCGAUUUCUACGAAUAUUUCUGACGAAUCUCGUGUUCACUUUCCUGCUUGAAUUCUACAAAAUCUAAAGAUUUAAUGAGUGAAUAUUAUAGCACUGCGCACACCAUUUGAAACUCACUUUGUCAUUGUUGAACAUAACAACGGUUGUUUUCCGUCUCAAAGAACAUGGCUUUACGAAAAGUAGCUGUUGUGACCGGUAGCAAUAAAGGUAUAGGGUAUGCUAUCGUGAAAGGAUUAUGUCAAGAUUUCCAAGGAGAUGUUUACUUGACAGCUCGUGACGAAGAUCGAGGAUCGGCUGCUGUGAAAUCAUUAAAAGAAUUGGGAUUGAAUCCGAAAUUCUAUCAACUCGAUAUCACUGAUAAUCAAAGUGUUACCAAGCUGAAGGAUUACCUAGUUCAGGAAUACGGUGGAUUAGAUGUAUUGGUGAAUAAUGCUGCGAUCGCUUUCAAGGUUUCUGCUCCUGAGCCUUUCGAGGUACAAGCCGAAGAAACAAUUCGAGUAAAUUAUAUCGCUACCAGGAACGUUUGCGAUAUUCUAUUUCCUAUUCUGCGACCCCACGCUAGAGUGGUGAAUGUUUCCAGUUCAGCUGGUCAUUUAUCGAGAAUACCUUCGGAAUCAUUGAGACAGAAGUUCGCUUCUGAGAAUUUAACAGUGAACGAAUUGGAUGACUUGAUGAAUACCUUUGUGAAAGAUUCUAAAGAGAACAAACACUCGAGCUCAGGUUGGGGAAACAGUGCCUAUGCUGUAUCCAAAGUCGGUGUAUCUGCUUUGACGAGAAUUCAACAAAGAGAAUUUCUUAAAGAUCAACGCGAGGAUAUUGUUGUGAAUUCGGUGCAUCCCGGUUACGUUGAUACUGAUAUGUCGAGUCAUAAAGGACAUUUGACUAUUGAACAAGGUGCUGUAUCUUCUCUGUAUGCUGCUCUGCUACCGGAAAAUAUCACUGAACCGAAAGGAGCUUAUAUUUGGGAUAAUAAAGAUAUCAUCGACUGGACUGCACCUUUGAAAUGAUUUUCUACUUACUAUUUUCUAUUUUUACUUCUUCAAAAGCACUCAAAUCACCGAAGCUGCAAAAUAAUUGCGUUAAUUUUUUCGUACCUCAUAAUUUUUAUUCGAAAUGUAUUGUUUUAAAAUACAUAUACAUAAGCAUUUUACAAA
Messenger RNA from Planococcus citri (citrus mealybug), 1432 nucleotides. Its product is annotated as carbonyl reductase [NADPH] 3-like. The coding region runs from base 443 to 1285 and encodes 280 amino acids. Gene Ontology annotation, molecular function: carbonyl reductase (NADPH) activity. NCBI's taxonomy places the organism in Eukaryota, Metazoa, Arthropoda, Insecta, Hemiptera, Pseudococcidae. The transcript is spliced from 7 exons. The record is from RefSeq and is a predicted model, not a curated record.